UCCUUUAGUGCGGGCUAGUCACUCAAAGCAGGAAGUGCGCGAAUACUCGUCAGCAUUCGAGGGAUUUCGACAUCUAUAAAUUUAACUCAUCACAUUGAAUAUUACAACAUUUCAUCGUGAUGGCGUACUACGGUCAACAGCAGCAACAGCAAUAUCGUCCACCGGCUCCGGCAGGCAUGCCUGACCAAAACUGGUUGAUGAGUGUAUUUCAAAGAGUGGACAAAGACCGAAGUCAGCAGAUAUCGGCGAAGGAGCUUGGAGAGGCUUUGUCCAAUGGAACCUGGACGCCAUUCAACCCUGAGACAGUGCGGCUGAUGAUUGGAAUGUUUGACCGAGACAACUCUGGAACAAUAAACUUCCAGGAAUUUACAUCACUAUGGAAAUAUGUCACAGACUGGCAAAACUGUUUCCGUAGUUACGACAGAGAUAACUCAGGUUCCAUUGACAAGAAUGAGCUGAAGACAGCAAUGACUAGUUUUGGUUAUCGACUAUCAGAUCGUUUCUAUGAGAUUUUGGUGAAGAAGUUUGACCGUCAGGGGCGGCGUGGCACAGUGGCGUUUGAUGACUUCAUACAGUGCUGUGUGGUGCUCCAGACGUUAACUGGUGCUUUCCGUGGCCACGACACAGAUCAAGAUGGAUGGAUAAGGAUCACCUAUGAGCAGUUUUUGACGCUGGUUUUCAGUCUUCGGAGUUAGCAUGAAGACUUGAUGCUGCCUACAUUGAUUCCGUAUAUGACUUGCUGCUCACAAGAAUGUUAUUUUAUAACUUGUGGUUUACAUGUUUUACGAGGAUGUAACUGUGACCUGUAAUUACUUUGUGAGGAAGAUUUUGUUCACAUUUGUUAGUUCAUGUCUUUGAAAUAAGAGUAAUAUAUUGUAAACGUAACAAACAGAUGUUCUACUCUUACAGGGUUUUGUUGAAUUAGUUGGUCCAACAUGAUGCAGUGGUGUACCACCCCAGUCACUGCCUGUUUUGAAAUGCAUGUUGAGAGACUGUUCUGUAGUAUUUCUUCAAGAAGAAAACAUGUUAAUGAUCUCCUCCGUUGUCUCUAGUGAUGCUGCUGGAUGGACACAAUUAUUCUUCCUCACACUAUCUUCCAAUGUACUACCACUUGGGAGCUGUAUCUUCAAGACACUACCGCCAUAUAGCUGGAAUAUUGCGGAGUGUGGCGUAAAA
Haliotis rubra (blacklip abalone) is the source of this 1176-nucleotide messenger RNA. Its product is annotated as programmed cell death protein 6-like. Lineage: Eukaryota; Metazoa; Mollusca; Gastropoda; Lepetellida; Haliotidae. The coding region runs from base 120 to 695 and encodes 191 amino acids. The transcript has 6 exons. The record is from RefSeq and is a predicted model, not a curated record. Gene Ontology annotation, molecular function: calcium ion binding.